AUGGAUCUGAUGAAUAGGGUAUUUCUUAAGUUCUUGGAUCAGUUCGUGAUUGUGUUCAUCGAUGACAUUUUGAUAUAUUCUCGAUCCGAAGAAGAGCAUGGGCGACAUCUUCGUAUAGUAUUGGAGAUGCUCCGGCGAGAACGUCUCUAUGGAAAAUUCAGCAAAUGUGCAUUCUGGUUAUCUUCUGUGAGUUUUAUGGGACAUAUUGUUUCUAACAGUGGUAUAUCCGUGGACCCACAAAAGAUAGAGGUUGUUACCAGUUGGGAGCAGCCAAAGUCUGUACAGGAGAUUCGUAGCUUUCUUGGUCUGACCGGGUAUUACCGCAGAUUUGUUGAGGGCUUCUCUAGCAUAGCUCUGCCGUUAACUCAGUUGACCAGGAAAGGGGUGAAGUUUUGCUGGACAGAGUCUUGCGAGACGAGUUUUCAGGAACUUAAGCGAAGACUCAUUUCUGCACCUAUACUAGUACUUCCUUCUGGAGAUGAUGGCUUCGUACUUUAUACAGAUGCAUCAUUAUAG
Messenger RNA from Zingiber officinale, 516 nucleotides. RefSeq lists its product as uncharacterized. The record is from RefSeq and is a predicted model, not a curated record. The transcript has a single exon. Lineage: Eukaryota; Viridiplantae; Streptophyta; Magnoliopsida; Zingiberales; Zingiberaceae. Bases 1 to 516 code for a protein of 171 amino acids.